UCUCCAUUUUGUCGAAACACAGGAGACCCUGAUUGGAGAUAUUUUAAAGUAUCUCUGCUUUCAUUCACUUUCACCAAUAGAGGCGGGGCCGUUGAGGACAUCGACAACGAUAAUAACAAUCGUCGUGUUGUAAUACAUUCAUAGACGACAAAUCACUUGGUUUUGGAGUAAUCGUUUUGAGACAACAUGGGCAAUUGCCACACAGUUGGACCAAAUGAGGCCCUUGUGGUUUCAGGUGGUUGCUGUGGCUCUGAUGAGAAAACCUAUGUGGUAGGAGGCUGGUCCUGGGCCUGGUGGCUCAUCUCAGAUAUCCAGAGGAUGUCUCUGGAGAUUAUGACCAUCCUAUGUCGCUGUGAGAAUAUCGAAACCUCGGAGGGUGUCCCCCUGGAUGUGACAGGGGUGGCUCAGGUGAAGGUGAUGACAGACAAUGAGCUGCUGGCCUAUGCCUGUGAACAGUUUUUGGGAAAAUCUGUGAUGGAAAUCAAGAGUGUUAUUCUGCAGACCCUGGAGGGUCAUCUACGCUCUAUCCUCGGAACUCUGACAGUAGAGCAGAUCUACCAGGACAGAGAUAGAUUCGCUGCUCUGGUCCGAGAGGUGGCAGCUCCAGACGUGGGACGCAUGGGCAUCGAGAUCCUCAGCUUCACUAUCAAAGAUGUGUAUGAUAAAGUGGAGUAUCUGAGUUCCCUGGGAAAGAGUCAGACUGCUGCAGUACAGAGAGAUGCAGACAUUGGCGUAGCUGAGGCAGAGAGAGAUGCGGGAAUCAGGGAAGCAGAAUGUAAGAAAGAAAUGAUGGAUGUCAAGUUCCUAGCAGACACCAAGAUGGCUGACUCCAAACGAGGACUAGAGAUGCAGAAGGCUGCUUUUAAUCAAGAAGUCAACACGAAGAAAGCAGAAGCUCAGCUGGCUUACGAGCUGCAGGCUGCCAAGGAACAACAGAAGAUCCGUCUAGAGGAGAUCGAGAUUGAGGUGGUUCAGAGGAAGAAGCAGAUCACCAUAGAGGAGAAGGAGAUUGACCGCACAGAGAAGGAGCUGAUAGCCACAGUGAAGAGGCCGGCGGAGGCUGAGGCGUACAAAAUGCAACAGCUAGCCGAGGGACAGAAGAUGAAGAAGGUUUUGACGGCCCAGGCAGAGGCAGAGAAGAUCCGUCGCAUCGGUGAGGCUGAGGCCGGUUGCAUAGAGGCUAUAGGGAAAGCUGAGGCUGAGAAGAUGAGGCUGAAGGCUGAGGCCUACCAACAUUAUGGGGAGGCAGCCAAAACCGCUCUGGUCCUAGAGGCCCUGCCGAAGAUCGCUGGUAAGGUGGCGGCACCUCUAGCCCAGACCCAAGAUAUUGUCAUCCUGAGCGGGGACGGUAGUCGUGUGACCAGUGAGGUGAACCGGCUAUUGGCUGAGCUCCCGGUGUCCGUCAACGCCCUCACAGGGGUGGACCUGAUGAAGAUCCCUUUGCUGCAGAAGAUGACCAACCCUCAAGCAUGAGAAAACCCUUUUUGCACCCAGACUCCAAUGCAUCCGUCUUAUGCACUCUUUAAAUCAACUGCCUUCACCCAGAAACACUUGAAAACUAGGUUUUGUUUGUUAUUACAAAGAGUCUAAAUAUUUUCAUUUCCUAGACCCCUGGUGCCUUAUCUUAUAUAUAGGACCAGAUUAUCUGCAUGUAUUGCUGCUUACUAAAAAUAUACAUAUGUUUUAAUUCUAAGUGCAGUGCCUUCAGAAAGUUUUCAGCCCACUUUACUUUUUCUACAUGUUGUGGUGUUACAGCCAGAAAAUAAUAUUAAUCAUACUGUGAUUUUAUUUUUAUUUUUUUAUCUACACAAAGUAUUCCAUAAUGUUAAUGUGGUUGGAAUAAACAUUUACCCUAUACUUGUGCCCCAUACAUACAAUUACACAGAAAUGGAAAUACAGCUAAGCACAGGCAAAAUCCUGUCUACCACAUACUGUGGUAGACAAAUUCACCAUUCAACAGGACAAUAACCCAAACCGCAAGGCAUUGCUUACAAAGACAGCCCCCCCCCCUCCUUCCCCUCUCACUAUUUUUUUUUUAAUCAAAGCUUUUAUUGACAGUAGGAAACAGAGGUGGACAAAUUAAGUGGAGUUAGGUAUUGAACCCUAGUAUAAACCUAGAUAUUUUAAGACUUACUGCCGUCAAAGGUUGAUACAUGGGUAAAAUAUCUAUGUAAUAAAGAUACUGUAGUAUUUAUUUUUUAUAUAUUUGGGAGGAUUUUUAUUUCUAUGUAGAUCAAAAAUGAGAAAUCUUGAUCCCGCUUUGUAAUGCAACAAAAUCAAUCAAGGCAUUGAUUACUUUCUAAAGGCAUCAUAAUUAUCGCAUUUCUUUUGGACUAACUCUUCUUACAUCUGUGUAAUCUGAAAUGUCUUGGCAGGUCUUUACUUCUUUGUAUCAUCCUUUUUGUUCUUCUGUUCAUUGAGUUAUUUAGUAUGUGCCUUUUUACCAACUCCUUUUUGGUUGUUAAUUACAAUUAACAUAAUUAAUGGCACCCUUAAAAAGUUGUGCAUAUGAAGCUGUGUUAAAGAACCAAGUAAUAAACCAGGUAAUGGGCUAUAGUUUAUGAUUUUAUGAUAAAUUACAUGACAACACCUAAAUGUUAUACUCACAUAAUUUGUCAGAAAUAUAUCACUAAGGAUUCUUAUAAAUAGGAUAUUAAUGUUAUGUUUUUAAGUAAAUCCUAAGGAACUGUAUUUAAUGUGUUUAUUGCAUGAAACUGAGGUAACACACAGAAAAUCUGUAAUCUAACACCAUGGGAAAAGGCAAAGAGCUCACAAAUGAAAAGAGACAAAUGGUUGUUGAUACCACUUAUCACAAUUAGUGAAAUAAUGAAGAUGUUUUAAUUUACUCAUUUAAUUCCCUUGAAUCAUUGAGGAAUUACAAUGUGUUAUGGUUGUGGAAAAGGUUUAAUAUUGCUCAUUACCUAUGUUAUUUCAUACAGCCUUGUUUGCUCAACUUAAUAUUGGGUGCAAAUAAUUUUAUACAGCAUAUCUUACCCUGAUCCUCAUAUUAUCCACCAUAUUCUGCCCUAGACUCUUCUAUACAUUCUUUAUCUUUGGUAUGGGAGAGGUGUGCAUUGUUAGAUAUAGAAGACAUGUAACACAGCAUACAUAUUAACGUGUGCGGUUCUAUGUCUGUGUAAAGCCAUAUACUGUCAAGAUUAGCCUUAAUAUAGAGUCCUGCUAGCUUUCCUGAUAAUCUGGAUUACCUAAAUCUAUCUGAGCUUUAACACUUGUUCUAGUUCUUUCCUGUUAUUGGGUCAUAUGACAAUGUGCAUUUCAGUCUCUUAGGAUAGCCAAUGUUACGUAAUAUCCUGGGUCCAUUAUGUGUAGUUACAGAAUAGUUAAAAAAGGAUUUCUCUCUCAGUUUACCAGACUCCUUUGUUUCAGGAUUUUACAGGGUGCUGCUUGCCACCCUCCAUUAGGAAUGCAAUGCUGACAUAUCCUGACCAACUAAUCAUUAAUCAGGUGUCUCCACAUUCCCAAUUUGCUUUAAAUGUGAGACAUUUCAGUGUUUUGACACAUUUGAGUUGGACUACAGUUCAUUUUACAUCUGAAGUUCAUUUAAUGUUUUAGCUUUUUAGGGGAAAUCUGACCACUUUCUGAACAAGUGACCUCAAACAUGGCAUCAUUUAUGUCUAAUUGUAUUUUAUAUUUCACAGAACCAUUAACCUUCUGCCUUUUGUCAUAUCUCUGGUCUGAGGGAGUAAUGUAAAUCCUUCUGUAAUAAUGUAUUUCUUUUUUUUUGCUUUUAGUUAUGUUCUGCAUGGUAGAUUGUGUGAUACAGUACUGUAAAUCUAGAAGGGAAACUUUAUUCUUUGAUGAAAUAGCUGGUUUGAAUUGUAUGAAAUCAAAAAUGUUGGAAAGAUAAGGAUUGUUGAAAGACUAUCUAGACAAAGUAAUAUUUACAUGGUCAAAAGGUUUGUUGAACUAAAAAAGUUUUCAAUUUAUUUUAUAUCUUCUUUUUUGGAUCCUUAUUUUUAUGCUGACGUUCAUCAAAUAAAUAGAAGUAGAAUCAGAUUUAUGUAUUUGAAGAAUGUCUUUGACGACAGAACAUUGUAUUACUAACAUCAGUCUUCAUGUAUCCAUAUAUAAAAUAAAUGAUUAUUAAGCUGUAUAUUAAAACUCAAUGUGUUUGUGUGAAUAUGUCUACUUUGGAUUUAUAUUACAGAAUACUGGAAAACUGGUCCCUUGUGGAUAUUUCAGCAUGUAACACGUGAGACUCCUCUUCCAGUUUCACUGUGCUAAAAUACUGUGAUGUGCUGCCUUGUAAUAAAUCUUCUGCCACCAAA
Messenger RNA from Esox lucius (northern pike), 4289 nucleotides. Its product is annotated as flotillin-2a. The record is from RefSeq and is a predicted model, not a curated record. Gene Ontology annotation, cellular component: plasma membrane. Gene Ontology annotation, biological process: regulation of myoblast differentiation; protein localization to plasma membrane. The coding region runs from base 187 to 1473 and encodes 428 amino acids. Lineage: Eukaryota; Metazoa; Chordata; Actinopteri; Esociformes; Esocidae. The transcript is spliced from 11 exons.